Molecule: messenger RNA, 792 nt
Organism: Parnassius mnemosyne (clouded apollo)
Lineage: Eukaryota; Metazoa; Arthropoda; Insecta; Lepidoptera; Papilionidae
Source: the annotation of a GenBank genome assembly
AUGAAACUCGGCGAUUUAAAACAUCACGUCUUCAUUUAUUAUCUACACGACAAAGAACACAAGGAUUUCAGAGCGAUCUGUGCCGGGAGUAUUAUUGCUGAAGAUAGGGUUUUAACCUCUGCUCACUGCUUCUUCACUAAUAGGAAAAGAUAUAGGCGAAGUUUAAAGGAUGUGAGGGUUAUAGCAGGAAUAUUAACUACACAUGUCCAACAACCAAUUGCAGAUGAAAUACAACAAUGGCGAACAAUACGGCACAUUUAUACGCAGAAGUUCUUUCAUUUUCCAGCUUAUAAUCUUGCAGUGGUGGAGAUCAAUCAAUCGUGGAAUUUUAAUGAAUUUGUAAACAAAAUACCUUAUGCAUCUGUGAACCAAGAAUUAGAAGGAGCUUGCAUUCUUACAGCAGUGAAACAUUUAGAUGAUUGGUCAACUAACAAGAAUUUAUUUACUGAAGAAACAUGUUUGAUAAAACGGUGGACUUGCCAAUGCAUGUUGCUACAAAGCUGUAGACAAUAUUACUGUACACAAUAUGAUCCAAGCCGAAAAAUGUACACUGAAAUAGAAGGAGGUGGCCUGAUUUGCCACGGCACCGGGGAUCCUAAAGAAAAAGGAGAAGGCAUCGUUGUUGGUGUAACAUCGCUCAUCAAUGUUGGUCUGCCCAGUCUGCAUAACCGAGUUGGAUUAUAUCACAAGUGGAUCACCGAUAGGGGUUCUGGCUUAAGUUUAGAGAAAUUCAUGUUUCAUUUGUGUUUUGGUUUAAUAUUGGUUUCUAAUAAAGUGGUGUUCUACGCUUAG